AUUUCCAUUCCCAGUUCUGUUGGAAGCUUCGAUUCUAUAACACCGCUCCCGCUUCCGCUCCGUACCAUUUCAAUGGUUCGUCUUACGUUCUGUCUGGCUCUCCUAUCGGUGCUGGUUUGGUCGGGCCACGCCUACGAGGUACCAGAUGCCAGCGUGCGGGUUUUCUACCCCAAGGGUUUCGAGGUCUCUAUACCAGAUGCAGAGGGCAUCUCUUUGUUCGCCUUCCAUGGCAAGGUGAACGAAGAGUUCGACGGUCUGGAGGCGGGACGGUGGGCCCGCGAUAUACCCAAAGCGAAGCGGGGACGUUGGACCUUUCGGGAUCGUGAGACGGUGCUCAAUCUGGGCGAUACCCUGUUCUUCUGGACGUAUGUGGUGUACAAUGGCCUGGGUUAUCGUCAGGACGAUGGGGCCUUUGUGGUUUCCGUAUAUGACAGUCAAAGGAAUUAGCAUUCGCAUAUGGUAAAUAAAUCUUGUUAUGCAGCCUGCCGUAAUGUAAUCAAGUCAAUGGAUAUUUAAAUCAAAGGAAGGAAAUUUCUUUAAUGUAAAAUCAUAUUUCAUUGAGUUGUGCCGCCCGUCCUCAUCUUGUGUCUGUGUCUGGAUGCCGGGACUGUUGCAGGCUCUCAUUAUGGGUGUGACGUAUUUAAUUAUUUUUGUCAAUAAAAAAUGCACUUUUCCACAGAAAA
Messenger RNA from Drosophila pseudoobscura, 683 nucleotides. RefSeq names its product gram-negative bacteria-binding protein 3. The transcript has 2 exons. Gene Ontology annotation, molecular function: carbohydrate binding. NCBI's taxonomy places the organism in Eukaryota, Metazoa, Arthropoda, Insecta, Diptera, Drosophilidae. Bases 73 to 447 code for a protein of 124 amino acids. The record is from RefSeq and is a predicted model, not a curated record.